GGCCGCCAUGUCGUUUUCCGACCCCCGGAGCGCCCCGCGGCUGCCCAGCGGCUUCGAGGAGGUGCUGCAGGGGAUGGCCCGGGAGGUGCUGAGGGCGCAGCCCGACGACGUGCUGGGCUUCAUCACCCGCUACUUCCAGGCGCUGCUGGCUGAGAGGGAGCAGAGCUCCGCUGCCCAAAGGGCCGAGGACGGGGCGGCUGAGGGUGAGGAGGCCGAGGCGGGGCUGUUGGAGGCCGAGGCGGCGCGGAGCAGCGGUGCUGUGGGCGGCGCGGUGAUGGAGCGCCAGCGCAGCCUUCGUGAUGAAGACCCGAGCGCUGCUUUCCUGACCUCUCAAGAAGAAGCUGCUACCAAAAUCCAGGCCGCGUUCCGGGGCUACUGCACGCGGAGGGGGCUGCGCAGAGCCUUCUCGGAGCCCUCCCACGCCUGCCCGGCGUUGGGCCCCCCGGGCACCCCAUAACCGGGGCGGCUCCGCCGGGACGCAGCCUGAGCGGGCGCCUCCUCCCCCGUUCGGAAACAUCCUGACCCAAAAUGAGGAGCCGCGAUGGAAAAACCUACAUUUCCCUUCCAGGCGGUCUCGCGGGGCAGAAAAUCAUCUCCCACGGUGCCGCCGAGGCACUUGUAUAAUGAGAACUUAAUAAAGUGCCUCCAGUAACGCUC
Gallus gallus (chicken) is the source of this 657-nucleotide messenger RNA. It is a transcript of the gene SPA17, whose product is annotated as sperm autoantigenic protein 17. The record is from RefSeq and is a predicted model, not a curated record. The transcript has 3 exons. Gene Ontology annotation, biological process: binding of sperm to zona pellucida. The coding region runs from base 8 to 457 and encodes 149 amino acids. Gene Ontology annotation, cellular component: membrane. Gene Ontology annotation, molecular function: calmodulin binding. Lineage: Eukaryota; Metazoa; Chordata; Aves; Galliformes; Phasianidae.